Erpetoichthys calabaricus (reedfish) is the source of this 1513-nucleotide messenger RNA. Its product is annotated as polymerase delta-interacting protein 2-like. Lineage: Eukaryota; Metazoa; Chordata; Cladistia; Polypteriformes; Polypteridae. Gene Ontology annotation, cellular component: mitochondrial nucleoid; nucleus. The transcript has 11 exons. Gene Ontology annotation, molecular function: DNA binding. Bases 193 to 1275 code for a protein of 360 amino acids. Gene Ontology annotation, biological process: error-free translesion synthesis. The record is from RefSeq and is a predicted model, not a curated record.
AGUGAAUGAAUCCGCGGAUUUGUUUACUAACUUGUACACAUUACUACCGUUAAUUAAUUUGUUUUGGUUUUUUUCUUUUAUUCUUAAUUGUUGUCGAGCGCGCCGCGUUAGUCCGCACGAUUUCGCAUAAAGCGCGACAGACCCGCCCCCUUCAGCAGGCUCCUCCCUCCAGUCGCCCCUCUGGCCGGCGUAAUGGCGAUCUGCGCUUUGAGACUGCGAGUAGCGGCGGCGUGCGGGCUCGGCAGCGGCUCUCGUCGUGGGCUAAUGGCCGCAGCCGGGCGCACCUUCUGCCCUCUUGCCGCGCCGCUGAGCCGCAGAAUGUCCUCGACACCCAGAACAACACCUAGACAGCUGCAGCAGGUGGGACAACUGGAGACCCCCAAGAAAGAGAGCUAUGCUGCUGGCCAGCUCUUUCUCCACAGAGUGUUUGGGUAUCGAGGGGUGGUGCUCUUUUCCUGGCUCACCUGCCUUUACGAUCGCAACUGCACCGGCAGAAGACACCCCAGCUCAGACAAGCGAGCUCCAGGUGGCUCCGAAGAGAUGCAGAACCAGAAACUGAUGUGCUACCAAGUGCUGGUGGACUCGCGGGACUGUCCACACAUUCGGGCCCAUGUGGAGGCGGUGGCCUUCCUGGCUAACGAUGACGACAGCCCGGCUCUGUACGCCAUCCCAGGUCUGGACUAUGCAAACCACGAUGACAUCCUGCCCUACAGCUCCAACGACUCCAGACCGAUACACCACGAGCUCUUUGACCACUUCUUCACGGCGACCUCCGAGAAUGUGUCAUCUUCAGGAACGCUCCGGCAUACCAGUGAGCCCCUGCAGACCUGGCAAAGCAAACAGCAGCCCUGGCUAAAGCUGAGCAGCAUCCACCGCGAGACCACCGAGGGAAUCCGUGUCAGCGCCAUGCCCUUUUAUAUGGGUAUGCGGGAGACUCGCAGCACACGGGUCUACUGGUGGCGCUAUUUCAUUCGCUUAGAGAACCUGACGGAGUCCCCUGUGCAGCUGCGGGAACGUCACUGGAGGAUUUUCAGCCUCUCUGGGACCCUGGAGACCGUGCGGGGGAGAGGCGUCAUCGGGAGGGAGCCCGUGUUAUCCCGGGAGCAGCCGGCUUUCCAGUACAGCAGCCACGUCUCUCUGCAGUCCCCUAGUGGACACAUGUGGGGCACAUUCCUAAUGGAGCGAGGGGACGGAGAUUCCUUUGACUGCCGCAUCCCACCCUUCGCGUUAGAGAGUCGGACUGAAGACCAGCCUGAGUGCGGCCGCACAAAAUGAACGCUAACCACGUGGGAGAGAGAUUCAAGUUGGCGGCUAAUAAUAAAAAAAUAAUGUGGCGUUUAAAACGAGUACAAAAGUAAUGGGACAGCCAGGGAUGGAGGAGAUCAAAGUGAAAAAACAAUUGAGCUGUACGUCGUUAUUGUCCUCUACUGGUCUGAUGGUGCCACCUUGCGGCCAAACUGUGCAACAGCGUUUAAAAAAUGCCAUCCGUAUUUCUUGUGGAAGCGAGAUCUAU